CAACUGGGCUUGCAAGUUGUGACUGACAACAGUACAGGGAACUAUGUUUGUUUCACUAUUAUUUGGUGGUCUAAUCAUGAUGGCAUUUACAUCAAAUGCUCAAGAUCACCCUGGAAACCCUGCUAAUGGCACUUGCGUGGAUUGUAAUGAUGUUAUGUACGACAAUGGAGUAUGGCAUAGUGUAUGCACUGAGGAUUUCACCUGCCCACUUAACAUAGCAGAUAUAGAAAAUAGAAUUAUGGGGAAAGACGUUAAGUUUAAUGAAACAUAUUAUUAUGGAAAAUCAGCAUUCAUACCUGGUACACGUCACUAUGAGUCCAACGCAAUACUCGCAUCACGAAUCGACUCCAUUAAAAAGAGUGAUAUAGGAACAGAAGCGGUGCCAACUGACAAUUGUCAACAAUGUCGGGAAUAUGCUAUAGGAGACACAUGGGUCCAAUGCGUUUGUAAAAUAGUGGAUUGCCCAUCAGCCAUCGCCGAACAAAUCGACUCGAGUUAAAGCGACACUCCCUUAGGAAGACUCAAUA
Molecule: messenger RNA, 527 nt
Organism: Saccoglossus kowalevskii
Lineage: Eukaryota; Metazoa; Hemichordata; Enteropneusta; Harrimaniidae
Source: RefSeq, a predicted model, not a curated record